GAGGUGCAAGAAAGAGUUGUGUUUUAUGUUUCUCAUGAUCCUUGGAUUAUUUAUUUAUUUUCAGCACAGGUACAGAGUUAAACAUUUUUGGUGUAGCCAUUAUAUAUCAUGCAAACUAAAAAGGUUUCCGGAGAAGCAUAGGAAGUUGACGAACCAUUUUCUGUCUUGAUGCGCUUUGCAAUCAUCUGGUUGUCGGUGUUCCAACCAAGGCCGGCCUUCGCUUUCCCGCGUAUAUUCCUCAGCAUAUUAUCACAGAUAUCCCACGAAUCAUUCUCACUAUACAGUGUUCUAGAGCGAGAACAUGGGUUCUAGACAGGGUGUGACAGCAUUUUACAAACUCUUUUACAAAAUUACCAUUGGUUGAGCUCUCUUUCUCCACUCUCGUGCCGCAAUGCCCUCUUUUUUUUCUACAAUAAACAACCCAUUUGCGUUUCUGCAUUUUCUCAUUCAUAAUCAUAAUCAUAAUCAUAAUCAUAAUCAUAAUCACCCACUGCUUCAACAAUACCCAUCUUUGAAUUCAAGACUACCCAGUUGUGGAUUUUCAAGAAAUGUCGUCGUCCAUGGAGAAUAAUCCUCUUCCUCUAAUGCCCGGUCGUGUUGUUAUUGCUUAUGAUGCCACCAAGGACCGCAAUGAAAGAGAGCUUAAACGCACUGUUGAUAAUAUCCGAUAUAGAGGUGACAUUCUUCAUGGAGGUGAUACACUCAUGCUGCUUGGAGUUCUGCAUAGGCUCCCACACCCCAUGGGUUACCAAAUGGAAGCAUCCCCUAUUUCUUUUUUGGGAACAAACAUGAGUGCAAUGAAAGACGAAGUUUCAAAAAAGACUGAUAUGUAUGUGAACAUGCUCCAACAAAGUGCUGAAGAAUGCAAAAAAGAAAGGGUUGACAUUGAAGUCAUGAUUACUGCUGGAACUCCAACCAAGAAGGUAGUUUUACAAGAGGUUACAGCUUGUAAUGCAACUUGGGUUGUACUUGAUAGGCACCUCAGGCGGGAUUUGAGGUUUUACCUCAAACAUAUACCUUCCAAAGUGGCAAUAAUUCAUGAUAACUUGUUUGUGGAAGUUUUGAGACCUUAUACAACUACUGAUACGGACAAUGUGGAACAUAGGGUGGUCUAUUCUAUCGCUAAGCCCGUUCCUUUGUUGGCUGUUCAAGAUAACGAGAACAAUGAGCGAUCUAUUAUCUCUUGCGGAAGUUGUCCUGCAUCCAUGACUUCCAUGGAAAGUUCUGAUAUGCUUAAGAACAGCUUGGCAUCUUCAUUUGCACACAGGUCACGGGAGCAUAGCUUUUCAUCUGGUGAUUUUGGCUCUACUUCAAAGCAAGAGAAAUCAGGUGGGAACAUGAAAGUGGAAAAUAAGUUUGCUACUCCACCAAUCAUUCAUAAACUACAUAAAAGUCCUGCCCAGCAGCAAUCCUCUGAUGCACCUGUUCUUUGUACUGCUUGUGGGAUGAAGACUGAGAUGUAUAUCAAGGAGUCCAUGAGAUUUAGUUUUUCUGAGAUACAGCUUGCAACAAAUGAUUUUUCUGCUGAGAAUUUGUUAGGAGAAGGUGGAUAUGGUUUUGUGUAUAAAGGAGAGCUUAAAGAUGGCCAGUUUAUUGCUGCAAAGGUGCGGAAAGAAGCAAGUACACAGGGAUUCACAGAAUUUCAUUCUGAAGUAUAUGUUUUAAGCUUCGCUCGUCAUAAGAACAUUGUGAUGCUGCUUGGUUAUUGUUGCAAGGAAAAUCUUAACAUACUGGUGUAUGAGUUUAUCUGCAAUAAGUCUCUUAAGUGGCAUCUAUUUGAUAAGACAGAAGAUGUUCUUGAGUGGCACCAAAGACAUGCUAUUGCCAUUGGAACUGCAAAAGGCCUGCGUUUUCUACAUGAAGAGUGCCGUGGAGGUCCUAUAAUUCAUCGGGACAUGCGACCAAGCAAUAUACUAAUCACGCAUGACUUUGUUCCUUUGGUAAAUUACUAAUUUGAAUACGACAUUUUUUUUCUAUAUAUUUUUUUCCUUUUGAGUUGCAUAAUCUCUGCCGAUACUUCAAAAGGUUUAAAUGCAUUUACUAGGAAGGGCAAGAUUUACGCAGCCUUAUCCCCAU
Molecule: messenger RNA, 2076 nt
Organism: Camellia sinensis
Lineage: Eukaryota; Viridiplantae; Streptophyta; Magnoliopsida; Ericales; Theaceae
Source: RefSeq, a predicted model, not a curated record